GCGAAGCGCUUUUUAGUUCCUUCAUCCUUUUUUACGGCCUUUGCCAGCCCUUUCGCCUGCUCUCCGCUUCUCUCUGCUCUGCUGUCUUGCCGAUCGCAGGCCGCCGCGAGCGUGGGGAACGCCUUCUUCCGGCAGCGGACCAAACAAAGAUUUUGCGUCUGUGUAUGAAAGAGACAGCGAUAGAUUCAUCGGUAUCGGUGAUAUCUUCCAUGCGGAAGUUAAUUUGAUCAAUGACCAUUGAUAACAUCAGACACAAGUUGAACUUCCAGCAUGGAUGUGGACCUGAUUAUGGAGCAGGCAAUUCCUUCAGGACGUUUAAGUGGCAUUAUCUUUGACUUGAUGACUGAUGCUGAUAUAGAAAAAAUCUGUAAUGUUAACAUUGUAGAGGCUAAUGAAGUGACUAGUGCUAAGUUAGGCUUGCCAAAUGCAUCUUCACAGUGUGCAACAUGUGGAUCCAGAAACAUCAGAGAUUGUGAUGGUCAUUCUGGGUUUGUUAAAUUGCCAAAAACAAUUUAUCACCCUUUCUUUGUCACCGAAGUUGUUCAUAUUUUGAAUCAAAUCUGCCCUGGAUGCAAGACUGUUAAAAAGGAUCUAAAGAUGAAGGGUUCCGUUAUCCUAGAGGCUAGUGAGAAAGCCAUUGGAGAAGGUAUUUACAUUCUAGAGGCUUUUGGAAAGAACCUUACUGUUCUUCAGAGAAGGUUGCUGAAAUUGUGCCGAUCAAAGCUGUUGCUUCCUACUCGGAGUAUUCUGGCUCGUAACACAAAAGUUCGUUUCAUUAACUUGAAGAAAAUUUUGAAGACCAGAAAGAAUUGGGUGUCAAAAGAUUCUCAAGUGUGUUGCAAGUACUGUGCUAGGAAAGCAAAUGGGUGGUACCCCCCAGUGAAGUUUAAGAUCUCAUCAAAAGACAUUCUAGGUAGGAGAAGCCUUUCAAUAAUAGCAGAAGUUAAUGAAAAGUUGCCAAAGAAGUUUCACAGUCAGAGUCUUGGUGAAGUACUUCCUGAAGAUUAUUGGAACUUUAUACCAAAAGUUUCACUGCUGCAAGGAGCUAAGCCAAGCAAGAUUGAUCUGACACCACAUCAGGUAUUUUGCUUGUUAAGUGAGCUUGAUCCGGAAUUUAUUCAGCAGUUUGUUUCAAGGCGUGAGCUACUGUUUCUUUCUUAUCUUCCAAUUACUCCUAAUUGUCAACGAGUGGUGGAGACAUCACAUGUUUUUGCUGAUGGUCCAAAAUUAUCUUUUGAUGAACGCACGAGGGCUUAUAAAAGGUUAGCAGAUGUAAGUAAGAAAAUUGGUGAGUUCAGGCAUCAUCAGCAAUUUGGUCCUCUUGCAACCUCUUAUACCAUGAGCCGGGUUCUCGACUGCUUUAAUGCUUCUAAGCUACAUGCUUCUAGUUCUUCAAGGGGAGAUUCUACUUCUGGAAUAAGAUGGCUGAAAGAUGUGGUUUUAAGCAAAAGAACAGAUAAUGUAUUCCGCAUGACUAUGGUUGGUGAUCCAAAGAUCAAGUUGCAGGAAAUUGGUAUUCCGUUUGAUAUAUCUGAAAGUUUGAUUGUUGCUGAACAAGUUAAUUCAUACAAUUUAGAAAAGUUGAACAUGAGUUGCAAUCUUCAUCUGCUCAGAAAGGAAGGACUUAAUACUAGAAGCAAAGGGCAAUUAACUUCACUUCAUAAAACCAAUCAACUUCAAGUUGGUGAUAUAGUGUCUAGACCUUUGGAGAAUGGGGACAUUAUAUUAGUUAACAGGCCUCCAUCUGUGCAUCAACAUUCUCUUAUUGCUUUGUCUGUGAUGAUCCUUCCUAUUCAGUCAGUCAUUUCAAUUAACCCAUUAUGCUGUGCUCCACUAUUAGGUGAUUUUGAUGGAGACUGUUUACAUGGGUAUGUGCCACAAUCCAUUGGCUGUAGAGUAGAGCUUCAAGAGCUGCUUAGUUUAGACCACCAGUUAUUUAAUGCACAGGAUGGUAGAAGCUUAGUUUCACUGACACAUGAUAGCUUAACUGCCGCAUAUUUGCUAACAGCAAAUCGGGAAUUUUUGAACAAAGUUGAUAUGCAACAGUUAGCUAUGCUGUGUCCUUUUCCAAUGCCGCCACCUGCAGUUGUUAAGACUCCUAAGUUUCAGAUUCCUUUAUGGACUGGAGAACAACUAUUUAGCAUGCUUCUUCCUCCAACCAUGGAUUUUGGUGUAAAUUCAAGAAAUAUGAUAAGUAAGGGUGAAGUUAUGGCCUCUCUUGGAGGAUCUUUUUGGCUACAGAAUACUACUACUGGUUUGUUUACUACCAUGUUCAAACAUUAUGGCAGGAAGGCUCUUGAUUAUCUCUGUUGUUCUCAGGAACUUCUUUGUGAAUAUUUAACAUUGAGAGGUUUAAGUGUUUCCUUAGGUGAUGUUUACCUCUCAUCAGAUUCAUAUUCCCGACUGAAAAUGAUGGAUGAAAUAUAUUUUGGAUUGGAAGAAGCUGAGGAUGCCUGCCAGGUUAUGCAGCUGAUGUUGGAACCUGAGAUGGAGAUCUUGAGGAAUCAGAAUAAAGAUGAAGAUACAUUAGAUUGUAUUAGUCAAUACAAGAUUGCUUCAGAAAGAACAUGUGUAAGCCAGGUUUCUAUUGCUGCUUUUAAGAAUGUUUACCAUGAUCUUUUAAGUCAAAUAUAUCAGUUUAUUAACAAGGAUAAUUCAAUGUUGGAAAUGAUUGAUGCGGGUAGCAAAGGUAGCUUGGUAAAACUAAUUCAACAGGGUGCAUGUCUGGGUCUUCAACUGUUUGCACAUCCACUACCUUUUACGGUGCCUAGCAAACUUAAUUGCUGUAUGUGGAACAAUCUGAAGGCAUUGGAUGGUGGAAUAUCUGAUGCCGCAAAAAGUUCGUGUGGGCAAAGCUCCUAUGCUGUUAUUGGUACUUCUUUUCUUGAUGGUUUAAAUCCAUUGGAAUGUUUUGUCCAUGCAAUAUGUGGCCGUGCUAAUCUCUUCACUGAAAAUGCUGAACUUCCUGGAACUUUGACAAGAAAGCUUAUGUUUUACAUGCGUGAUCUAUAUCUUGCUUAUGAUGGAACGGUUAGAAGUGCUUAUGGUCAACAAAUUGUGGAGUUUUCUUAUAGCAUAUUGGAGGAUUCAACUGAAGGUGGGGAAUCAUGUGUUGCAUAUGAUGGAAAGGAUGCUGAAUAUACUGGAUUAGGUGGUGAACCUGUUGGUUCUUGGGCUGCUUGUUCGAUUUCAGAAGCAGCAUAUGGAUCUCUUGAGUUUCCAAUGAAUAGUUUGGAAUAUUCUCCACUUAUGAAAUUAAAGAUGGUGUUGGACUGUUGUAAGUCUAAUGCAUCUACAAAUCACACUGCCUUACUUUUUCUUUCAAAGCGACUGCAUGGUUGGAGAUACGGUUGUGAGUAUGGAGCCUUGGAAGUGAAGAAUCAUCUGGAGAGAGUUUGCUUUUUCAAUUUGAUCAUCACUGUCAUGAUUCUUUAUGAUGGCCAUGAUGUUCAAGGGACAAAUUUUAGUCCAUGGAUCAUGCAUUUUCAUGUGAGCAAGGAUAAGAUGUUGAGGAGAAGAUUAAAUGUGCAACUUGUCAAAAAUGAACUCAUAAAACAUUACAAUUGUAUGAGGGAAAGGAUGAAUCCAAUGCUUCCGAGAUUAUGUUUUGUAAGCAAGAAUUGUUCAUCAGCUUAUAAGUGGAAGGAACAUGAUGACUCUUUCUGUAUGUCAGUUGCAGCUGAAACUUCAGAAUCACUAAUACAGUUGGAUACAAUAAGAGAUAUGGUGAUACCACUUCUACUUGAAACACCUAUUAAAGGUUUUUGGGCUUCUGAGAAGGUGGAAAUACUGUGUGAAAGCCUUCCAGGUUCUGGUUCUGAACUUUUUCUAAGAGUUACAAUGUCUAAAAAAUGUUUACCUGGAAGUUUUUGGAGUGACCUUCAAGAUGCCUGUAUACCAAUAAUGGACCUGAUUGACUGGCAAUGCAGUCAUCCUGACAAUGUUUAUAAUAUUUCUGGCACAUAUGGAAUAGAUGCUGCAUGGAAGUACUUUGUAAAAUCCUUGAAGUCAGUAACAGCUGAUAUAGGGAGGGACAUACAUAAAAGACACUUAUUUAUGGCUGCAGAUUGCCUUUCAGUGACUGGGGAGUUUCAUGGAUUAAGCACAAAAGGUCUAAGACAGCAAAGAAACGAUAUGUCAAUCUCAUCUCCAUUCGCUCAAGCAUGCCUAUCUAAUCCUGUAAAUUGCUUUGUAAAUGCUGCUAAGCAAGGCUCAAUGGAUCAUCUAUCUGGUACACUUGAUGCAGUGGCUUGGGGUAAGGAGGCUCCAAGUGGAACUGGUGGACCUUUUGAAAUUGUUUACUCAGGAAAGGUUCAUAACCUAACUAGAGGUGAGGGUAUAUAUAAAAAUUUGCACAGCAUUAAAGCUGAGUUACAGCAGGGUGAUGGUGAAGUUUGCAUGGCUGCUAAUCAAACUGUCCCUGCCAAGUGGAAGCAGCAACCAAAGUAUUCCACCAAUUUUGAUGGUGCUAAAGAGACAAUUGACCCACAGACUUCUGAUGAAGAUCACCUAAAGGAAAGAAUCGUUUCUAAAUUUCGUACCAACUGUAAAGGUUACAACAAGCAACAACAAAUUUCAGCCAAUGAUUUUCUUGCUAAAAGCCACUUAACUUUUGGAUUAAGAUCAAAAUUCUCUUCAGAAAGUGUUAGCUCAUGGACUGAUGUCGUAGAUAUGUGCUCUUCAUUACGAACAAUUCUAUACAAGUACCCAAUUGAUGGAUUUCUUGAUGAGAAAGAUAAUUCAUCUUUAAUCGAGGCUUUGAACUAUCAUCCCAAAAGAGCUGCAAAAAUAGGAAGUGGAAUCCAAAAAAUCAAGGUUGGGUGUAGCCCAUUGCAUCCUGGCUCCCGAUGUUUUGUUCUGUUGAGGUCGGAUGGUUCACUAGAAGAUUUCUCAUACCGCAAGUGUGUGGUCGGAGCAGCCAAACUUAUAUCACCCGAGUUUGGCUCUAUUGUCCACAAGAAAAUCUUUCAUAGCCGAUAACUCGAAGAGGAUGAUAGUGAACUGUCUCCUUUGAUUAGUUUUGUUAAAUGAGAAUUAGGCUGUACAUACUCAGAAGGUCCUGUUCGAACAGUGAGCAGCAAGCUCUUUUGGUGGAUAGCUAACAUUGGCAAGCUGUUCCAUCAGUUGUUCUCUUAGAAGCUUUUGCCCCUUACACGACACAUGAUCUUCAUAGUUUUUUUUUCUUUUACUAUUGGUUGGAGCUCAUGCAGAAAACCAGAAGCUUUUUAAGCAGCUUGAGGAGUUUAUCGGUGCAUUUGAAAGAUCACAAACCAAUGUUCUUGCUUGUAUCCAUCCAUUCUUAUAUUAUCCAUUUCUAAUUAUCGUGCGGAAAACCAGAAGGUUUUUAAGCUGCUUGAGAAGUUCAUACGAUGCAUUUGAAGAUCAUGAACCAGUAUUCUUGCUUGUAUCCAUCCAUUCUUGUAUUAUCCAUUUCUAAUUAUAGUGCAAGUGAUGAUAGCUAAUUGUACAUGCACCAAUUUUGUUAUCUAAUUGAUGUCAGGUGGUAGGAUGGAUGUAAUUAUUUUUUGCUAAUUCAUGUAGAUGGAUCAAUCCUCAAGAAAGCAAUUUAUUUUGGGUAAUAAAGCGAAGCUGCACCUUCCU
Molecule: messenger RNA, 5601 nt
Organism: Musa acuminata subsp. malaccensis (wild Malaysian banana)
Lineage: Eukaryota; Viridiplantae; Streptophyta; Magnoliopsida; Zingiberales; Musaceae
Product: DNA-directed RNA polymerase IV subunit 1-like
Biological process (GO): DNA-templated transcription
Cellular component (GO): RNA polymerase II, core complex
Molecular function (GO): DNA binding
Source: RefSeq, a predicted model, not a curated record